Messenger RNA from Harpegnathos saltator (Jerdon's jumping ant), 1701 nucleotides. RefSeq names its product nucleolar protein 56. The record is from RefSeq and is a predicted model, not a curated record. The coding region runs from base 149 to 1615 and encodes 488 amino acids. Lineage: Eukaryota; Metazoa; Arthropoda; Insecta; Hymenoptera; Formicidae. Gene Ontology annotation, cellular component: small-subunit processome; box C/D methylation guide snoRNP complex. The transcript has 3 exons. Gene Ontology annotation, molecular function: snoRNA binding.
GAACGCAGCCAAAGUCUGUGUUUCCGCCUAUUCUUUUUGGGACGUCUCCGAUGUAUAUAUGUACAUAUCGGGCAUCGUUAAGUCAAUAUUGAACGUGCGUUUUAAGAGGUCGUAGUAUAAAAUUUAUUGAAAGAGUGAAGAGACGAAAAUGAGGAAACUAUAUAUUCUGUUUGAGCAUGCCUCUGGUUAUGCUGUGUUUUUCGUCAAACAGUUCGAGGAGAUUGGAAUGUUAUUGCCCCAGGUGGAAGAAUCCGUGACGGACUUGGCACGUUUUCGUUCCAUUGUGAGCCUUGUUAGUUUCUCAGCCUUCAAGACUGCAGUAGCUGCACUAGAGAAUAUUAACAGCAUCUCAGAAGGGAUUGUACCAGAGCAGCUGCAGGUCUUUUUGGAUUCUUGUGUGCCAAAAUCUACAGAGAAGAAUAUUGUCCUUGGUGUUUCUGAUCCCAAACUUGGUGCCAAUAUCACCGAAGUUCUGGGUAUAAAAUGUGAUCACACCAAUGGGAUUCCUGAGAUCAUGCGUGGCAUUAGAUUUCAUUUUCAUGAUUUGAUUAAAGGCUUUACUUCCCACAGUGCAUCAGUUGCACAUUUGGGACUUGGACAUAGCUAUUCCAGAGCUAAAGUGAAAUUUAAUGUUAACCGAGUGGACAAUAUGAUAAUCCAUACUAUAGGAUUAAUGGACCAAUUAGAUAAAGAUAUAAACACGUUCAGUAUGCGCAUACGAGAAUGGUAUGGCUAUCACUUUCCAGAAUUAGUGAAAAUAGUUCCAGAAAAUCAUAUGUAUGCAAAAAUAACACAGGUGAUAAAAAAUAGGAAGGAGCUUACAGAAGAAAAGUUGGAAGCUCUUGAAGAAACUGUUAUGGACAGUGCAAAGGCACAGGCGAUCAUUGACGCAUCCAAGUCGUCUAUGGGUAUGGACAUUAGUCUGGUCGAUCUUAUGAAUAUCCAGAUAUUCGCUGAACGCGUUGUUUCUCUGGCCGAAUACCGCGAGCGUUUAGCUCAAUAUUUGCGAAGCAAGAUGUCGGGAGUUGCACCGAAUUUGGCAUCUUUGAUUGGCGAUCAAACAGGUGCCAGAUUGAUCGCGCACGCUGGAUCGCUCACCAAUCUCGCCAAAUUUCCAGCAUCAACUGUCCAGAUUUUGGGCGCAGAGAAAGCGUUAUUCAGAGCGCUAAAAACUAGAGGAAAUACGCCCAAAUUCGGGCUGCUCUUCAAUUCCACGUUUAUCGGGCGCGCCGGUGCUAAAGAUAAAGGCAGAAUAUCGAGGUACUUGGCGAAUAAAUGUUCCAUGGCUUCUAGGAUUGAUUGUUUCUUGGAUAUACCGACCAAUGUGUUUGGUGAGAAAUUGAGACAGCAGGUGGAAGACCGACUGAAAUUUUUCGAAACUGGAGAGAUACCCAAGAAGAACAUCGACGUUAUGAAAGAAGCCUUGGAGGAAUCACUGAUUUCUAUAGAAAGAGAAAAUAAAGAAUCUCCUAAGAAGAAAAAAGACAAGAAAAAGAAACGCAAGAUGCUAGAGAAUGGCAAAGAAAAUGAAUACCUGGAGAACAGUCACGCUGAACAGACUGACACACUCCCAUCGAGAAAGAAAAAAAAGUCAAAAUCAAUAUCUAAUGAUUAAAUUAAAAUGUGAACAUUUAACUGUUAUGAUUUUUGUUCUACCUUGAUUUGCCAUUAUUUACCAUAUGCAUACAUCAUUCUUUUAUU